Pecten maximus is the source of this 2930-nucleotide messenger RNA. Its product is annotated as sodium-dependent glucose transporter 1-like. Bases 136 to 2511 code for a protein of 791 amino acids. The transcript is spliced from 4 exons. Gene Ontology annotation, biological process: transmembrane transport. Lineage: Eukaryota; Metazoa; Mollusca; Bivalvia; Pectinida; Pectinidae. The record is from RefSeq and is a predicted model, not a curated record.
CGGUGAGCUGUCAGUCUCUGCAGUCAACAAGCCCAGGUUAGAAGGUAAACAAGUUACGUAUAAAUGAAAUCUCGUUGAUAGAGUUAAAAAGUAAGAGUUACAGCUGUAUCAAUUAGCGAAAAAAAAUUACCAAUCAUGAUGCAAGAUAUGGAAGAAGAGGAAGUCACAUUUGAUGAGGCGGGCCUCCUUGACAACAAGCAGAAGAGGUCAAGGUCAUCAGUAUGGUGUCAGAGUAUCAUCAAAAUACUCUGUCUGUCAUUGGCAUUCUUCAGCUUGGGUCUGUGUAUUGCCAUUCCUGGCCCUACUCUAAUAGACCUGGGAGAACGUGUUCAGACUGACACCACACACAUGGCCUUGGUGUUCACAGCCCGCUCCGUUGGCUACCUGUUGGGAGCCCUUGUUGGAGGAUUCCUGUUUGACAUAUUUGACAAACAACUGUUGCUGUGUGUGACUCUGUUCCUGGCGUCCUUAGCAACCUGUGUGAUUCCCUGGGCACUGACAAUCGUAGUUCUGGCCGUGAUGUUCUCCCUUCAGGGCAUCGCUAUGGGGGUGCUGGAUACAGGUGGGAAUGCUCUAUGUGUGAGAAUCUGGGGUAAGAGAAGCUCGCCAUAUAUACAAGCCAUGCACUUUGCCUUUGGAAUAGGAGCUUUUAUUGCACCGCUAUUGUCCCAGCCUUUUCUCCACGAAGUCGCCCUUUCUAACACAACAAAUCCUAUCACAGACGGCAGCCAGUUAUGGAAAUUAAUGAUCAACAACAAUUCUUCUCUUAGAAUUAAACGUGACGAUUUAAAAAGUGUUCAAAAUGUGACAGAUUCAGUGAAUGGGUCUUCAAGUUUUGAGAUGUCCCUAAACAUUUCCACAGAGAUAAAUGUGAGUGUGACAACCUUAGCUCCUACUACUACCACAUUGAAGGUUGUGAAGCCAAAUGCUAAUGAUGGAUUCCUAAAUCCGUAUUAUGCUGAUGGCAAUUAUGCAAAUAAAAACAAAGAUGAUUUAACUGAUACUGGUGAAAAAGAUGGUAAUCCUGCCCCACCAACGCCAUCACCAGCGGUGGAGAAGUCAAACACCACCUUAACUCUGACUACAGUGAAUCAGGGUGAUGAGAAUUCUUUGAAUGAUAGUGUCACAAACAUCACAUCUGAUUAUAGUAACACCAGUGAAUCAACACCUAUCACUUCCUUGCCACUUACUACUCCAACUGCAACUUCUAAAUCAACUACAACUCUGAAUCCAACUACAACUCCAAAACCAACAACUACAACUCCAAAACCAACAACUACAACUCCUAAACCAACCUCAACUCCAAAGCUAACUACAACUCCAAAGCCAACUACAACUCCAAAGCCAACUACAACUCCGAAACCAAUUACAACUCCGAAACCAAUUACCACUCCGAAACCAAUUACAACAACUCCCAAACCAACCUCAACAACCAUUGAUAUGGAUUGUUUCGCUUGUAUUGGAGUAAGUGAAAGUAAUCUACAUAUAGACACACAGGAAUCGUCCAAUGCCAGUCAGUCCAAUAUGUCAGACGUCACUACUGUAUCCUUGGAGACCAGCACAGCCAUUAAACCACAAACAGUUGGAGAUAUGUUUAAUUCUGUGGUGCAGUCAGUUAAAAACAUGUCCAAGAUUCAGUUCUCUUAUACCAUCAUAGCAGCACUACUCCUGGUUAACGCUGUCAUCUUCCUGCUUCUGUUCUGUUAUGACAAGGGGAAGGGAGAUCUCGACCUUGUGGCCCAGAGGGAGAAGGAAAACUAUGUUCAAAAUACCUGUGUACGAUUUAUCAUACUCCUUGUCAUGUUUCUGUUCUUCCUGUCCUACAUCGGCAUGGAAACGACCUAUGGCGGGCUCAUCAUGACCUUCACUGUAGAGUACAUGGAUUGGAAUAAGAAUCAAGGGGCCAUUGUAACUGCCAUAUUCUGGGGCUCCCUGGCUGCUGGGCGGGGAUUUUCAAUCUUCAUAGCUGGGUGUUGUAAGCCACACUGCAUGCUGAUAAUUGAUCUCCUUCUGGUCAUUGGAGGGGCCACAAUGCUGAGCUUUGUUGUAAAGAAGUAUAGUUUUAUUCUCUGGCUAGGAACAUUAUUCCUUGGAUUGGGGAUGUCAUCCAUUUUCCCCACGGGUCUCGCUUGGACAGAACAAUAUUUCCGAAUGACAGGCAAGUCAACUGCAGUGCUAGUGACUGGCUCUGCCCUGGGGCAGAUGAUAAUUCCUGUUGCCACGGGAUAUACAAUUGACAAAAUCAACAAGAUGUACCUGAUGUAUGUGGUAUUGAUUCUCAGUGUUUUCUGUACAGUACUAUUCAUAGUGAUGCAGCUGUUAGCAUCCAGGUGCAGCAAGGCAUCUGUCUCACAAAAUGGAUUUAUGCCUUUACGCAGUGAAGACAGUAUAGAAAUGGACGGUAUGUCUUACGGUACUACAGAGGCAUCAACAAGGCGAAGACUUCUGCCAGCUUACAACGAUGUUGAGUAUGAUCAACUUCCACAAGAUGGUGAUUUUGAAUUAGAUUAAAAUUCCAAAUAUAAACUUUUACUGCAGGUACAGUAAUGAAGAUAUGUAUACUAAUUAAUUGACAUACUUUUGUUUUGAGAGAGAUUCACACUUUGAUUUUUUCGAAUUUAUGUGAUCCCACCGUUAAUACUCAUUUCAGGAUUUAGUUUUAAAUCAUUUGAAGUUUUUUUUAUGUGGCAGUCGUUUACUGUUGUGUAUGUUGGUUUUAGCUCACCUGAUCCGAAGGAUUAAAGUGAGCUUACAUAUAAUUACGCCGUCCGUGGCAUCUGCCCAUCCGUCAGUCUGUCUGUACAUCCACGAACUUAGUUUCUCACUUUUAACUAUACUAUUUAUUGACUGAUUUACAUGAAAUUUGAUCAAGAAGUUCAGUUCACAAAAAUAAAUACCGAGGUAAAAAAAAAACAAGGUCAAAAGGUCAA